Molecule: messenger RNA, 1653 nt
Organism: Aphanomyces invadans
Lineage: Eukaryota; Oomycota; Saprolegniomycetes; Saprolegniales; Verrucalvaceae
Exons: 8
Coding region: 1-1653 (550 amino acids)
Molecular function (GO): monooxygenase activity; oxidoreductase activity, acting on paired donors, with incorporation or reduction of molecular oxygen; iron ion binding
Source: RefSeq, a predicted model, not a curated record
AUGUCGGUGGGCAUGACUGCUGCCGGUGCAGCUGUGGGCGUCGGGGUUGCGGCGUCCCUGGCAUUCGUGUACAUAUUUGUGGUGGCACCGGCCCGCAGCCCGCUCAACGUGAUGCCCGGACCUCGGUCGACGCACUGGUUCUUCGGGAACAUCCGAGACAUCUUUGACAUAAUGUGGAAGCAAGGCAAGUUCCCUGAGCCGAUAUUGUCAUGGGUGAAUCAGUACGGCGGCGUGUUUUACUACCGUGCAAUGAUGAGUGAUCGAAUUCUACUGACGGAUCCUGUGGCCCUCAAGUACGUUGCGGUCACCAACAGCGACAUCUACCCUCGCGACUUCGGCACCCGCACCAUAUUCCGGGACCUCAUCGGCGGCGACGGAUUGCUCUCCACCGAAGGCGCUACCCAUGCUCAACAGCGCAAGAUGCUGCAGCCGCUUUUUCGCCACGACAAAAUCAAGUCGUUCCUGGGCAUCUUUCAGCACCACGUACGGCGGCUCCAGGAGCACCACCUCCGCGCCGUCGAAGCGACCGACGCCCGGCCUGGUCAAGCGGUGAACCUGCAUAAACUCUUCACCAAGCUCACGAUGGACAUCAUUGGCGUGUCGGCCUUCAGCUACAACUUUGACGCCCUGGCACCGGUCGACCCGACAGCGACUGCCCCACGCGGCACGCAUGGCAGCGCGUCCCAAAUAUCCGUGAUGGAAGCGCUCGAGCUGCUUUUGACGCCGCCAUCGCUGCUGUACGUUGUCGGGAUUUUCUUCUUGCCGUUCUUUCCGCAUUGGCCGCUACCGCCACAGAACCGGAGACGCCGCGCCCAACGCAAGCUCUUUCAAGUGGUCGAUGCCGUGCUCGAGGCAAAGCUAGCACCAUCACGACCGCCGCCGACGGCAGCGACGACUCCAUCUACGUCGAGAAAGAUGCUGGACCUUGUCGACCUCAUGCUGGAAGAGUCCAACGAUCCCAAGGUGUCGUUGGACGAGGCGCGGAUGCACGUCAUGACAUUCAUGUUGGCUGGCCACGAGACGACCAGCUCUAUGUUGAGCUGGGUGUUUGCCGUGCUGGCCCAGCAUCCUACCGAGGAAGCGAAAGCCCGCGCCGAGUGCCGACAAGUCCUGGCGGCCAACAACGAUUCUUGGGACUGGAAAGCACUCGGUGAACUCAAGUACACGACGGCCGUGAUCCACGAAGUGCUGCGUUUGUUUCCAACGGCAAGCCAGCUCUCCACGCGCGUAUGUAUCGAGGACAACUACAUGCCCACGAGCGAGACGACGACUGCCGGCGAUACCAAGACGUACUUCAUUCCCAAGGGCGCCACCGUGGUGGUGCAUACAGGAUCGCUCCAUCGCAACCCAAAGUACUGGUCGCAACCGAACGAGUUCCUCCCAGAGCGUUUUUUGGAAGGGUCGGCCUUGUUUGAGGCGGACAAGGCUCUGCGUGGAGGCCAAGGCAACGCAUUCUACUACAUGCCGUUCAGCGCCGGACCAAAGAACUGCAUUGGGAUGCGGUUCGCCAUGGCUGAGCUCCAAGUCGUCGUGGCCGCGCUGCUCACUCGACAUUCGUUCCGGCUCACGAACAACGCCAACGUCUUGCCGACGAUGGUAGGGGUGACGAUGCGGCCGAGACACUUGGAUAUGACGGUGCACGUCGUCGAUUGA